Messenger RNA from Penicillium subrubescens, 1617 nucleotides. Its product is annotated as putative MFS multidrug transporter. The coding region runs from base 1 to 1617 and encodes 538 amino acids. Gene Ontology annotation, molecular function: basic amino acid transmembrane transporter activity. The record is from RefSeq and is a predicted model, not a curated record. Lineage: Eukaryota; Fungi; Ascomycota; Eurotiomycetes; Eurotiales; Aspergillaceae. Gene Ontology annotation, cellular component: fungal-type vacuole membrane. The transcript has 6 exons. Gene Ontology annotation, biological process: basic amino acid transport; transmembrane transport.
AUGGCAGCAGGGCGGGUGUCCUCGCCAUCCGAGCAAACCCCGCUGAUUCCGUCAUCGCACCCCGAUGAUGAGUCGAUUCCAAGUCCAUUGAGCAUCCCGAGGGGUGUUGCGAUCGCUUUCUUUAUGGAGCUGUUGAUUUUGAUACAGACUAUUAAUAUUUCUAUGAUGACAACCGCCCAAUCCGCCAUUGCGGCCGAUCUAGAUGCUUUUGACCAGGCAACAUGGUUUACUUCUGCAUAUCUGAUCGCUGCAUCGAGUGUUACCCCAUUGACUGGGCGGCUUGCAGAAAUAUUUACACCCCGGCUUUAUGUUAUCUUUGCCAGCGCCAUUCUCUCAAUCGGCUUGUUCAUUUCCGCUGCAGCACCAACCCUGACUACCUUCCUGAUAGGACGCGUAGUGGCAGGUAUUGGAAGUGGCGGAUUGAUGAGCAUUGCCAUCAUCCUGGCCGUGGAUCUUGCCUCCCCUAAACGCCGAGGACUAUGCAUUGGCAUGAUCAAUGCUGGAUAUACUACAGGUCUUGCCUCUGGUGCAGUUCUGGCUGGGCUGAUGACUUCUCCGCUCAGUUGGCGUCUUAUCUUUUGGAUACAAGCGCCGGCCGCGCUGGUCUUGGGCCCAUUACUGUUCCUAGCGAUUCCAGCUUCGUCGGGUGGUCGUGCACCCUUGAACACGCGGUCGCUGUUGCGUAGCCUAGCGCGAGUUGACUAUGCGGGCGCGUUGGCAUUGACGCUCUCCGUCGUUCUACUCCUGGCAAGCCUGGCAUCACCCAAGAUUCUCAUAUGGCCACUUCCAUUAUCUGCCGUUUGUUUCGCGGUUUUCGCCUUGAUUGAAUCACGGUGGACCACCGAGCCUGUGAUUCCAGUCCGGCUAUUACGAUCGAGAAGUGUCCUAAUGACAUGUCUCGCGGGGCUUGGCUUGAUGAUGGCCCGUUGGGCUGUGUUAUUCUACACGCCUGUCUACGCCAUGGCUGUCCGAGGCUGGUCUCCUGCCUCUGCUGGUCUCAUUCUGGUGCCAACCAACGCUGGAUUUGGAAGUGGUGGGCUACUCGUCGGAUGGCUACACAUCCGCAAAUCAACCAGUUAUUACUCCUCGUGUCUAGUCAUCUUCGUCCUCUUCGCCGCGGCCACUUCAGUCCUCUCCCUUCUGUCUACACCCGAAUCUCCGACAUGGUUGUAUGUUGUGACUACGUUCCUGAACGGGCUGUUCGCCGGAUCUCUAAUGAAUUAUACUCUGUCGCACGUCCUCCAUCUCACCAGCCCCCAUGUGCACUAUAUCGUGAGUUCCUUGGUUGCCAUGUCCCGGGGGUUCGCUGGUAGUUUUGGAUCCGCUGUAGGAGGUGGUUUCUUCACUCGAAUUUUGAAAACAUCGUUGGAGAAAGGAUUCGCCCAGCAUGAUUUACCCCCGCGACCGGACUUGAUUCGGACUCUGCUUGGUAGCCCUGCUACAGUUGCACGGCUGACCGAUGUCGAACGAUUGGUUGCCAUACAAGGGUAUGAACAUGCGAUUCGUAUGCUUUUCUUGGGUGGUAGCUUGGUGGCACUGACGGCUACUAUAUUCCAAGCGGCUACUGGGUGGACUUCAGAGGUCGAUAGAAAGAGUGAUGGGGAACCAGAGGUCUGA